Molecule: messenger RNA, 1596 nt
Organism: Iphiclides podalirius (scarce swallowtail)
Lineage: Eukaryota; Metazoa; Arthropoda; Insecta; Lepidoptera; Papilionidae
Source: the annotation of a GenBank genome assembly
AUGCCAGAAAUAAGGUUUCUGCAGAGCACAGUACGUAAAGCACUCUUCUCCUUAGACAUCCAUAAGUCGAGCGGGCCAGACGGAAUCCCUCCCAUUGUGUUAAGGACGUGUGCUCCAGAGUUGGCACCGGUUUUAACGCGCCUUUUCCGGCACUCCUACUCUCUAGGCAUUGUCCCAACUUCUUGGAAGACGGCUUUAGUGCACCCGAUUCCAAAAAAAGGUGAUCGUUCAGAUCCGUCGAACUAUAGGCCUAUUGCCCUCACCUCUUUGUUCUCUAAAAUCAUGGAGUCCAUCAUAAACUGCCAGCUCCUUAGGUACCUUGAGGAGCACCAGCUCAUUAGCGAUCGUCAAUAUGGCUUUCGACGCGGGCGCUCAGCUGGUGACCUUUUAGUGUACCUAACGCAUCGAUGGGCGGAGGCAGUUGAGACAAAGGGUGAGGCCUUGGCGGUUAGUUUGGAUGUAGCGAAAGCCUUCGAUCGGGUUUGGCACAAAGCACUUCUUUCUAAGAUUACAUCUUACGGGCUUCCUGAGAAAUUGUGCAACUGGAUCACUAGUUUUCUCACUAGUCGGAGCAUCAAGGUCGUUAUUGACGGUGCUUGCUCCGACGCUAAAUUCGUGAACUCUGGUGUCCCACAAGGCUGCGUCCUGUCCCCUACGUUGUUCCUCCUACAUAUCAAUGAUCUGUUGCAUAUUUGCAACAUUCAUUGCUAUGCGGAUGACACUACGGGUGACGCACUAUAUACCGGCCGGGCAAAUAUUUCUCAGGAGUACGUCGAAGAGUGCCGGAAUAAACUUGUGUCUGAAGUCGAGGUUAUGUUAUGCAAAAUCUCGGAUUGGGGCAGACUUAAUUUAGUCCAAUUUAACCCCAUGAAGACACAGGUUUGCGCGUUUACCGCGAAGAGAAAACCCUACGUCAUAUCUCCCUUUUUUGAAGGCACUCCCCUUGUUGCCACCGAUUCGAUCGGAAUUCUUGGGGUCGAUAUAUCGAGCAGCGUUCAAUUUCGCGGUCACUUGGAAGGAAAAGCCAAGCUGGCUUCUAAAAAACUCGGUGUCCUAAACCGAGCGAGACAGUAUUUCCUGCCGACACAUCGGUUGCAGCUUUAUAAAGCACAGAUUCGGCCUCACAUGGAGUACUGUUCUCACCUCUGGGCUGGGGCACCGAAAUACCAGCUCCUUCUUUUUGACCGCAUUCAACGAAGAGCUGCUCGAAUCGUCGACGACCAAAUCCUGUCCGAUCGCCUCGAUUCUUUGGCCUUGCGUAGGGAUGUUGCAUCCCUAUGCAUUUUCUAUCGGAUAUAUCAUGGGGAGUGCUCUGAGGAAUUGUUUGGGUUGAUACCUGCUGGUGAAUUUCACCAUCGUACAACUCGUCAAACCGCCAAGUACCAUCGACACCACCUUGAUGGUUGGCGUUCCACCACAGUGCGUUUUUCACGAAACUUUCUACCCCGCACAACUACUUUGUGGAACGAGUUGUCGCCAGCGGUAUUUCCAGACCGAUACGACUUAGGGACCUUCAAGAAGAGAGCCUAUUCCUUCCUUAAAGGCCGGCAACGCAAUUGCGACUCAACCGAUGUUGCAAAUGUCCAUGGGCUGCGG